CGAACUACAUACAUACAUACACACCAAGCACAAACAACAGAAACCACAACAAUGUCCAGAACCAAGGCACAUACACCCCCCUCCUCCUUCCCCGACCUCCUCGACGUCCUCAUCGUCGGCGCAGGCCCCUGCGGCCUCGCCGUCGCCGCCCGUCUCCGCGAAGAAACGCCCUCCGCCAUGUUCACCGACGACGAGCACCAGCGCUACCACUGGAUCAACAAGCAUAGCGGCCGGAUGGCGCUCGUGCAGGCCCACCGGGGGAAGUUACAUGGCGUGAGUGCGGAGAAGUGGUGGGGGUUUGGAGAUUCUUCAUCUCCUUCUUCUUCUUCUUCAUCAUCGUCGUCUUCUUCUCGGCGCCAACGGAGUCACUCAUCAACAUCCUCGUCAACGCCAUCCUUGUCGUCAUCAGUUUCCUCCGCGCCAGAAAUAAGUCUAGAAUAUGGCAGCAACAACAGGAAAGAAAAAGAAGAAGAAGAAGAGAGCGGCAUCUCGACCCUCGUCCUGGAUAGUUCAGGGAACCGCUGGAUGGAGAAAUGGAACCAGGCGUUCCGGACGCUAGAGAUCGAGCAGCUUCGCAGUCCGAUGUUCUUUCAUGUGGACCCGCGGGACCGCGAUGGCAUGUUGGCGUAUACGCAGGAGGGAGGCCGAGAGGCCGAUCUCUGGGAGAUUUCGGGCUGCGUAGGUAAGGAGUUGAGUAAACAUAAGAAGAAGAAGAUGUGGGGGAGGUCGAGGGCACAAGCAGUAGGAGAAGUCGAGAUCGACGAGCGAGACCGCAAGGACUACUUCUCUCCAUCCACGGGCCUAUUCGCCGACUACUGCGGGAGCAUUGUAUCGCGAUAUGGGCUUGACUCGCCCGACAUGAUCCGGCAGUGCGAGGUCGAGGACAUCAAGUACGACUACCACCCGGAGAUGUCACCAACAGACAAGAUCUUCACGGUGACAGCGGCAGACGGGACCCGGUUCUACAGUCGGGUCGUGGUGUUGGCUAUUGGGCCUGGGAGGACGAAGAUCCUCCCAUUCCAGCUGACCGCGGAGGAGAGGAACGGGGCGUGUCAUAGUACGGAGAUUCGCGCGUUCCCAAGCCCGAAUGUGAAGGCAAAGAUCAGGCAGCGGCAGGAGACGAAUGUGGUGGUGGAUAUGGCGCUGCGUAAAGGCGUCACGCGCGUGUGGUUUCUCCUGAGGUCUGAUUUCAAAGUCAAACACUUCGACCUAUCCCUAAACUGGAUGGGCAAGUUCAAGAACUUCGAAAAGGCAGCCUUCUGGUCCGCGGACACGGACGAGGAACGCCUCGAGAUGAUCAAAGCCGCGCGCAACGGCGGCAGCAUCACACCCCGGUACCAGAAGCUCCUGAAGCAGCAUGUCGCGCGCCACCGACUCUCCAUCCAUCCACGCACGGUCAUCAGCGGCCGGAAGUACUGCGCCUCGUCGCGCACAUGGCGUCUGACGACCGACCCCCCGAUUCCGGAUCUCCCUCGCAUCGACUACAUCUACUUUGCGACGGGCAUGCAGGCGGACGUCCACGAGCUGCCGCUGCUCCGCCAGAUGAACCGCGACUAUCCCAUCGAGACCAAGCAGGGGCUGCCGUGCAUCACGGAUGACCUGAUGUGGCGGUCCGGGGUGCCUCUCUUCCUGACGGGCCGGCUGGGGUCGCUGAGGCUGGGUCCCGGGGCGGCGAACCUGGAGGGAGCGAGGCUGGGUGCGGAGCGUGUUGCGUGGGCCAUGGAGGAUGUCUUGGGUCGGCGGGAAGAUGGCGAUACUACGCGGUCUGGACGCUCGAAGGAGUGUUUCUGUGGCUUGGGGAAUCGGUAUGCUGAGCUGGCUGACGUGGAUGUGGAUGUAGAUGGGUGGGAGGAGUAAAGGAGAGGAGAGGAGAGUAGAGAAGAGGAUACUGGAUUCG
This is a messenger RNA of Aspergillus heteromorphus CBS 117.55, 1897 nucleotides long. Its product is annotated as FAD binding domain protein. NCBI's taxonomy places the organism in Eukaryota, Fungi, Ascomycota, Eurotiomycetes, Eurotiales, Aspergillaceae. The record is from RefSeq and is a predicted model, not a curated record. Bases 52 to 1857 code for a protein of 601 amino acids. The transcript has 4 exons.